UCUUAAAUUUAAUCAAAUAGAUUUAAUUUUUUGUUUAUAUUAUAUUUUUUCUAAAAGUAUCUCUCUUUUGGUCUUUUAUUUUUGAAAAUUUUGUGUUGAAUAUCAAUAGGAAUGUGAAGUGAAGACAUGGUAGUUUCUACAUUUUGGAUGAAGGUCAAGCUUUUCUUAAGUUGCAUGACCAGAAGUUCAUCUCAUGAUGAGGAUGUUGAUAGUACGCCAAAAUCAUCAACAAACAGUAACUCGAGAGCAUCGAAAUCACCAAUUUCUAAUGACAUACCUUAUUAUUCUCAUCUAAAGCAAUUCAGAUAUCAUGAACUAAUGUUAGCAACAAGAAAUUUUAAACCAGAAUUAUUUCUUGGUGAGGGAGGAUUUGGUAAGGUGUUCAAAGGUUGGAUAUGUCAAGAUGAGAGGUCUCCUUCAAGACCCGGAGAUAGAAUGCCAAUUGCUGUGAAGACUCUCAACAGAGAAGGAAAACAAGGCCACAAAGAAUGGGUGGCUGAAAUUAACCAUCUCGGAGCUCUCCAACAUCCAAAUCUUGUAAAACUUAUUGGUUAUUGUAUUGAAGAUCAACAUAGAAUGCUUGUUUAUGAGUACAUGCCAAGAGGAAGCUUGGAAAAUCAUUUGUUUAAGAGACGAGCUACGACUCUCACUUGGGAUGUGAGAAUAAAAAUUAUGCUUGGUGCUGCAAAAGGCCUUGCAUUUUUGCACGAGAAGGCUAUAAAACCAUUAAUAUAUAGAGAUUUCAAAACUUCUAACGUUCUAUUGGAUUCGGAAUACAAUGCCAAACUUUCCGAUUUUGGGCUUGCUAAAGAUGCUCCGAUAGGAGACAAGACUCAUGUGACAACCCAAGUGAUUGGCACACAAGGUUACGCAGCUCCCGAGUAUAUAAUGACAGGACAUCUUAAUUUCAAGAGUGAUGUCUAUAGUUUUGGUGUGGUUCUCCUUGAGAUGUUAACCGGAAGAAAAGCAAUUGACAAAAGAAGACCACAAAAAGAACAAAAAUUAGUUGAAUGGGCAAAACCACACUUAAAAAAUCGAGGAGGGAUUUAUCACUUAAUAGAUCCAAACAUUAAAGAUCAAUAUUCAACAAGAUGUGCAUAUAAAGCUAUGAAGAUAGUCGCACAUUGUAUUUAUGGUGAUCCAAAACUAAGACCUUUAAUGAGUGAUGUUGUUAAAGAGCUCCAAAUUAUUUUUGAUUACAAUAAUGAUAGGUCUUCUUCACCAUUACCUACACCACCAUCAUCGUUUAAGGGAUUUCAUGAUGGUUCGUCCUCUUCUAAUUCCUCUAGAUAUGGUAGAGGAGAUGGUGGAAGUAAAUAUGGUCCUAAAGUUGAUUUGUCAUCUUCAACUUCGUCUACAAAGAAUACUCCAUCUCAAUUUAAAAAUUCGCCAUUGUACUUCACUCCUCCUUUUCCUUCCCCAAAUCCUAAGUAUAGUGGAAAUGCAUGAGAUUGGUAUGUGAUGCAUCCUAAUGUUAUCUUACUCCAUUGGAAUUAUAUAUAGUUUAAGAGACUGCUUUUGAAUCAAAAUUUGAAUUCUCUUUCAUGUUUAUUUGGAUAAUCUAUUCCCUUAUUAUUUGUAAUAACUUUGAAUCACGAUAGAAUCGUGGGAUUGUUGAAGCUUUGAUUAUUUUAUGUUAGUCUAUUUGAUUUUGAAA
This is a messenger RNA of Lathyrus oleraceus (garden pea), 1657 nucleotides long. RefSeq names its product receptor-like cytoplasmic kinase 176. Gene Ontology annotation, molecular function: ATP binding; protein kinase activity. The record is from RefSeq and is a predicted model, not a curated record. Lineage: Eukaryota; Viridiplantae; Streptophyta; Magnoliopsida; Fabales; Fabaceae. Bases 127 to 1449 code for a protein of 440 amino acids. Gene Ontology annotation, biological process: protein phosphorylation. The transcript is spliced from 6 exons.